This is a messenger RNA of Triplophysa rosa, 922 nucleotides long. It is a transcript of the gene rps24, whose product is annotated as ribosomal protein S24. Gene Ontology annotation, cellular component: ribosome. NCBI's taxonomy places the organism in Eukaryota, Metazoa, Chordata, Actinopteri, Cypriniformes, Nemacheilidae. Gene Ontology annotation, biological process: translation. Bases 16 to 819 code for a protein of 267 amino acids. Gene Ontology annotation, molecular function: nucleic acid binding; structural constituent of ribosome. The record is from RefSeq and is a predicted model, not a curated record. The transcript has 7 exons.
ACUACUCAUCCAAGGAUGGUCAUGGUGUUCCUACCACCUUACUCUCCUUUCCUCAAUCCUAUUGAGGAGUAUUUCUCCGCUUGGAGGUGGAGAGUGUAUGAGAGCAUCGGGCUCAAGAUCAGAGGUCCCUGCUCCAUGCAAUGGACGCUGCGUGUGAGGAUAUUACAGGAGAUCAGUGUAGGGGAUGGUUGCGACAUGCACGCCGUUUCUUCCCUCGUUGCAUCGCAAGGGAGAAUAUACGCUGUGAUGUGGACGAGAAUCUGUGGCCAGAGAGACUGCAGCGUGUGGAUGGCCAGGAGGGUGAGGACGGUGGCCAGGAGAGGGAGGGCGCUUCCUCUACUAGAACUCAGCUCAGGCAUAUUCUUGGGCAGCUACGGGUCCUUCUUCCUUUUCCUCGUCCCUGAGCGAGCCGACGCCAAGAUGAAUGACACCGUCACUGUCAGGACCAGAAAGUUUAUGACAAACCGGCUGCUUCAGAGGAAGCAAAUGGUUUGUGAUGUCCUGCAUCCAGGCAGAGCAACAGUCCCAAAGACAGAGAUCAGGGAAAAACUUGCAAAAAUGUACAAAACCACCCCAGAUGUGGUGUUCGUCUUCGGCUUCAAAACUCAGUUUGGCGGUGGCAAGACGACAGGGUUUGCCAUGGUUUACGACUCGCUGGACUACGCCAAGAAAAAUGAGCCCAAAUACAGGCUGCAGAGGCAUGGUCUGUAUGAAAGGAAAAAGACAUCCAGAAAACAGCGCAAGGAACGCAAGAACAGAAUGAAGAAAGUUAGAGGAAUCAAGAAAGCCUCUGUUGGUGCUUCUGGCAAGAAGAAGUGAGAGAAAUGAGGUUUCAGGAGAAGUAAGACCUUCGGGGAAGACCAUCAGCCUGAAAAUGUUCUUGUACAUCGUCAACGAAUAAAUUCUUUAAAAAAUGGAUAAA